AUGGCGCAAGGAAAAGAAGAGAAGAUUGAUUCUUGUGCACAGGUUGCUGGUCGAAUUCUUCUAAAGGAGGUAAUUAAAAAAAGUGAUAAAUCUGAGUAUAUUAACAUAUUGUUGUCUCCACUAUCUUUCCACGCCGUAUUGAGCAUGACAGCCGCCGGAGCAACAGGAGAUACAUUAAAUCAGAUGCUUCAGUUUCUUGGCGUUAGAAAUAUCGAUGAUUUGAAUUCCAACUUCUUAAAAAUGGCUGCUGUUUUUGAGAGCAACAGUGAGAGGGAUAGUAAUUGUCCAGAUUUGAGCUUCGUUAGCGGAAUAUGGGUGUCUUAUACACAUGAAUUGAAAGACUCUUUCAAAGAAUUAGUCAAUACUCUCUAUAAAACUGAGGCUAAAUCUGUUGAUUUUCAACGAAAGGAAGAGGUGGUAAAAGAAGCUAACUUAUGGGCUAGCGUUGUCAAAAGGCCUCAUCGCAGAAGUUCUCAAGACAGAGUACCUCAACCAAUAUACAACGAUCCUUUUUGCAAAUGCCUUGUAUUUUAA
Nicotiana tabacum (common tobacco) is the source of this 534-nucleotide messenger RNA. The record is from RefSeq and is a predicted model, not a curated record. Lineage: Eukaryota; Viridiplantae; Streptophyta; Magnoliopsida; Solanales; Solanaceae.